UAAAGACACAAAACCACUCCUCACAUCAGCACACGGCAGUACAAUGAGCGGUUCUUCUAUCCCCAAAGCCAUCGGCCAAGGCUACCUUAAAGUGAUCUCAGCCUUCAUCGCUGGAGCGAGCAAAAUCAACAGGGGGCUGGGGACUGCUGCUGCCAUCAUAUGCUGCCCAUGCACUUGCGGAACAUCCUUGAUCAUAGCCGCUGACGAGUAGGGGAGCGGGGUUCCCUUUUAAUGGGCUGAACGAGAGCGACCCGUGAUGGCGCACUCACUUUACGACCUUCUACACUCAUUCCCCAUGCUAUAAUGCUGUAGAGCAUCCGUACCAGCGACCCGCGGAUGAGCAAUAAAUAUUGUACUUGGGUUGGCUUAU
Molecule: messenger RNA, 370 nt
Organism: Dichomitus squalens LYAD-421 SS1
Lineage: Eukaryota; Fungi; Basidiomycota; Agaricomycetes; Polyporales; Polyporaceae
Exons: 3
Coding region: 44-211 (55 amino acids)
Source: RefSeq, a predicted model, not a curated record